GUGCAUACGAACAAGCAGAUAAGCAUCGAUUUGUUAAAUAUAGUACUCUUCUCAGUUUUUACUUUCAACUUCUAAAUCUCACGAACACAAUGCGUAAGAUGCCAGAAGCGUUAACUUGACCAAACGGACAUACAUAUUCUGUUCGUACUUCUUUACAUUAAGCGUUGGAAAAGUCUCAACAAUACAAAUGAGUGGUUUGCAAAUGACAGUUGGUAUUCUGUAUUUGGUCGUGGUUCUUUUUGUAGAAAAGCUAUAUGGAACACCUGCUUUUCUUGGAGGAGCGAUGACAUUUACGUUAGAAGACAAUCCUAACGGAACUGUAAAGGCUCACAUGCAGGUAUUGGCCGGAUGGCGGCUAGGUACUGGUCCGUGUGGAUGGAAUUGUUCACGACUACAUACGAACCAACCAACGAAUCGUCAGCUUACGGAGUCCACAGUCGCAAAUAGUUCUUUUUUUGGGCAUUAUACUAAAAAUAGACUUGCUCUAAACAAAGAUGAAAUAAAUUCAUUCAAUGAAACAAUUAUUUCCGUCAAUCAGAAACUUGGAUGGGAGCAAGAAGUGAUGACAUUUUUUGUAGAACUACACCCGAAUGCAGAAUCGGAGAAAGUGGUAUACCAUGGUCAAAGCUGGAUAAACUUAACAAUACAGGGACACGAUAUAGCAUGGAAUUUCCAAACAACUAUAAAUACAAACAAACGAAAUGAUACUCAAAAGAGAAAUCGAUCCCCAAAGAUAAAGCUCAAUCCAUAUUACAGGAUUGACUUCGAUCAAACAUCGUUUAUAGAUUUGCCUGUUGUGGAUGACGAUGACGACCGAAUACAAUGCGAAUUACCGGCAGCAUUGGAGAUCGGUCAAAUUAAUAAAAAACAAGUGCUAGGAAUAUUAAUUUUCGAGAACUGUACGGUAAAGAUCGAUGCGACAUCACAAAACAAUUAUAAGGAAGACGAUUGGAUUGCAGUGACAGUAGAGGUUAAAGAGAGAAACAAAUAUGCUAUAAUGCUUGGUUCAAAAUUGGCACCCCCUUCUCAAGCAAUUUUAAGUAAAUUUCAAAUUCAGUUUGCUGUGCAUGUUCAACGGAAUUCGCCGACGCCAAUGUUUGUGAUGAAAACACCCAAGCCGAUGCAUUCCUUUUAUCUCUACGCCGGAGCAACGUGGAAUACGGACAUGUUUGCUGAGUCACCCGAUGGAUUUGUGAAAGAAUUCAUCGCUUCUGGAACGAUGCCUAAUACAUGGGCAAUUUCGGAUGUUAAACCUGACUCGAUUGGGCGUCCGAAUACAUUUCAGUCGAGCAUAAAACUUGCGGAUCCAAUGUACGAAACUGGACAAAACAUAGCUUGCAUUACGGCGGUGAACGAAAAUGGUGAAGAGUCUCUUGAAACAAGGUGCUUUCGGAUAAUUGUUAAAGAUGCACAUUUCAACUACACGACAAGAAGAAGUGAUAUUGACAAGCCAUAUUUCGUCUACAUGCCCGCGCCAAACGGCAGUGUCAAGUGCCCUAUUGAUGACACAUGUAUAAUACCAAUUUACGUUAAAUCGAAAAGAAACGUGGACAUAAUAGAAUUUACUACAAGUGACAUGGACCACACCGAUGUACUUCAACCAAUUGGUAAUAUAUCAUUCAAUGGCGAAUAUGUCUACAAAACCGACUUAUCAGUGCGCAAUUCUCUAAACGGGGAAGUAAACGUUUGUCUUCAAGCCACCGAUGACAUGGGGACAAAAAGCGAUGAGUUUUGUCUAAAAUUUGUAAUCAUCUCUCCAGAUCCAUGCAUAUCGGCCCCGUGUGGGGGUAAUGGACAGUGCAUAUUCAGAGAAGAUACCGGUACAUUUACUUGCCACUGUAAGGAUGGGAUAACAGGACGAUUUUGCGACACAAUUUUUUGUGAUCACACUACAUGCGUGCAUGGUCAAUGUACAAAAAAUGGUGCCUGCCUCUGUGUCGAUGAUGGAUAUAACCCAAGCGACUAUUUUGGACCUCACUGUGCAGAGAAAAUAAACGAUUGUCAAAAUAGAACGUGCAAUGAUAACGGAAUUUGCGAAGAUAGAAAUAACAACUACACUUGCCAUUGUUUUGGAGGAUUCGUUGGAAAAGACUGCAAAACAAAUACAUGCGUCAAUGCAUCUGCAAGUGACUCCUGUGUUAAUGAUAAAUGCACAGACGACCUUUGUUUAAAUCAAGGAGUCUGCUCUAGCGGUGUUUGCUAUUGUGGAAUUGGCUACUCGGGAGCUCGAUGCGAAAACAUCCUUGACAUCCGACCUAGCACUGCAUCAAACAGUGAUGUUCAGAUUAUCAAACCUACAUUGUCAAAUGGAAGCAUGAUUCAUUGCAGUGAAAGAAAUUACGUUGUGCACGAGUGCGUUUUUGAUGUCUACGUAACAUAUUUAUCUGGAAUCAACAAUUUAAAAGUAAGCAAUACAACAUCUGCUGACCUUGCCCAGAACGUUCGAUGCACCAACUUUAGACAGUCGUCGCUGUUUCAUGGUAUUUCGUCAACGUAUGUCAUGCGUUGUUACUUAAAUGAAACCACCAUUCAUCAAAAGGAUGGGCACUAUGUGUGUUUAACGGUAGAAGCUGGUGAACACGCGGAUGAUACAGUGUGUUAUGAAAUCGAAUUCGUGCCUGCUCCGAUUAGGACGAAAAGAGAAGCCCGAUCACCAUCAUUUGAGCUGCCCACACCUUUGACGGGAAGCAGAUUUCAAGUCGUUGCAAACGAGAGGAACACAAUUCUUUUAUUCACAACUCCAAACAACAGCGUUUGCGAAAGGCUUCAACCAACUUCAUCAUUCAUCCACCUUUUGCAGCCUGUAAAUACAACCGAUUUCGAUGAUAAUUUCGUGUGCUUGCUUGAGAUGGUUGUACAAUUCAAUAAAGCCGGAAGCGAAGUGAUAGUGCUCAAAUAUGGAAAUGACGAGCGGAUCUAUACAUUCCUUGUCACUGAUGAAAACGUAAAAGGUCCCUGUGAGUCACCCAACAUAUGUCAAAAUGACGGGGUUUGUUUUGCACGUGCAGAAAAUAACACUAAGUGUAUUUGUGGAAAAUAUUAUAUCGGACGUUCGUGUGAAAGAGGGCCCUGUCAUAAUACGAAUACAUGUCAAAAUGGAGGACACUGUUUUGUAAAUAAUAGCGUAACCACUUGCGUUUGCAGGCCAGGUUAUGACGGACAAAUUUGCUCAAACGAUAUAGUAGCUAAAACAUUACAAGAAAACACUUGGCCUGUAAUCGACAGAACAUCCGGUAUUGUAAGAAACAUAUUUUGCAUCGCCGGAAAAGAGUGUGAAGUGUAUGCAUUUGUUAUCUACAGUUCAAGACCGCAAGUUGCGCUUGCGUAUACGAGCAAAGGCAUCGAUGCGAGUGUGGAAAUCUUUGAAAGACAUUCAAUGCGUGGAAUAUAUCAAGUCAGAAUUGGUAUGGUACCCAAGCUUGCUGUAAAACACACGGUGUGCUUGCAGACAUUUGAUAAUGUUCGAACUAACAAAGACGAAGUUUGUUUUGAUGUCAAUGUGACGCAAGAUACGAAUGAUGGCUACGUAUCGAAGGAUACACCACAUUUCGUAUCACCAAGUCUUCAAAGUGAUUCCGUUGUCGAAUGUGUUACUGGUGAACAGUGUCGCGUAUCAUAUACAGCAAAUCCAGGGCAUGGAAAUGAAACUAAGUGCAUAUCAGCGUCUUUGUCUACAGAUGUACCUAUUAUUCCAUUUGAACACGUCAUAUACUCGAGCUGUGAAUUAUGCGAGGACGACAAAACGGCUAAUAAAAGCUGCACAUUCGACGUUGUUUUUGUUCCAACAUCUUACAUAACUGAGGAAAAGAAAAUUUGCCUGACAUUAAGUUCGAGCAAAUUUCCACAGAUCGAGGGUGAAAAGCGAUGUUUCAAGGUCGCAAAUGAUAUUCGCGCACGUGGUAUUGGUUGCCAGAAAUUACAAUGCCUGCAUGGAGGAUUUUGUGACGGACACGAAGCGGAUAAACCAGUUUGCUAUUGUAGAAAGGGAUACUCUGGAACAAAGUGUGAAAUUUCUAGUGCGGAUACCAAUAACAAUACAUGUGUAAAGCAAUUCCUCGGGAAGAAUACUUUAAACUUUAGCUGCCAAGUCGGCGAAACAUGUUCCUUCCCAGUUGAAGUAUGUGGCGCAAAUAGUAUGACCAUGGAGCUGACUUACGAUUCAGCUUUAAUCGAUGUGACAAUGGAUGCGGACACUAUCACCGGAAUAAAUAGUUGUUGCCAGUUUCGGAAAGUUCAUGUGAAAGCCAACAGUGCAGGCCCUCGUAUGCUAUGUGUACAAAUGUCGAAUUCUUCUGGAACUAUCGAAGAUGAAGUUUGUCUUCAGGCGCAAAUAAACGAUGGUUCUCCAGUGAAUAUUGAUAAGACAAAGCCACACUUUGUGCACCCAACUUUGCCGAAAACCACAACGUUUGUUUGCAGAGUUCGAAAAGUCUGCCAUAUAUUGAUGUAUUAUGUGAAAAGCGAUAUUGAACAAACUUCAUCAUGUCCAGCCCUGAAAGACACCAGUCCAAAUGAUAUUGAAGGUCUUCAUGUUUUUCAACCAGAAGUGUCAAACGACUACUGCGUCUCCGAUGUUUCAUUUAAUUAUAAUCAUACAGGAACGUUUUCACUGUGCCUGCAAGUGUCGGUAACAAGUAAAAAGGGCGAAGAGAGAUGCUUCCAACUAAAAGUCGUGGAGGAUGCAAAUGUUCCUAAAGAAAUCGGUCAUUGUAAAGGCAUCACAUGCUUUGGAAAAGGUGUCUGUGUCGCAAAUUUUAACAACACGCAGAAUUGCUCAUGCCCCGAAGAUUAUGAAGGACCAGAUUGCAGUAUUUAUUUUGGGUGCCCUGAGCGAUUUUGUCAAGAUCAAGGAGCAUGCGAACGUGGAAUAUGUUACUGUUUAAUGGGUUUUACUGGGAGUCAUUGCGAAACAGCGAUCCAGCCUAGCACAAGUACAGGCACACAUGCGGAGGUAACAAUUUUAGAACCAACGCUAGCCAAUGGAAGUAUGAUUCAAUGUCCCGGCAAUGACGAUUGUAUGUUUGAUGUAUACUUUACUUCGCGUACCGGCAUACAAGAUAUAACGGUGAGCAACACAUCUACUGCUAGUCUGGCUCAGAAUGUACGAUGUCCUGAGUUUCUCAACUCGACGAUCCUUUACGGUCUUCUGACAUUGUAUGUCACACGGUGUUAUAUACCUGUCGACAAAACCCCGGCUGGAGAUUACUACUCGUGUAUUAAAAUCUCGGGAAAGCACAACUCAUAUGAUACGGUGUGCUAUGAAAUCGUAAUUGGUAAGUGCACUAGAAAUAUAUAUAUUGAAUAAUGCUUUAAUUUUAACAUUUACAAUAUGAUGCUUUAAAUAACAUGCGAUCAAAGAUCAAUUCUUUCUUUCAAUAUAAUAUGCACUAACACGAGAACGAUAUUUCCAUUACAGGUGGUGGACAUGUAAGUAUAAUUAUUGUUUAAAGAAUUAUUGAAAGUUAUGUUCGAUGCAUAAUCACGUUAUAGUUGUGUUCAUGACAAUUUCGUUUUUGGAUAUAUAUUCAAAGGCUUCGUUUUGUUCUAUUUAAUAGGAGUUAACUUUUAUAAAGCGUCUGUUAAAAAAUGCUUAGAUUAAACAGAAUAAACACCACAGAGGCUUGGUAGCAUUCAUAAAUACACACGAUGUCGAUUUACUUCAUAGGCAUCACAUUAUAUGUAAAGCAUGUUAUGCUGUUGUUAUAUUUGUAACAAAUAGAUAUCCAUGCACUCGUUUCGGCGUAGUUAGGUUUUUAAAUACACCCUUUCUUUCAAGACGCGUAAGAAAAGAUCGACGCCAUCAUUCAUUUAUCCGUCGCCAUCUCCUGAAAGCAUUCUUCGAAUGGACAUUAACAAACAACACACUGUAGUGUUGUACACUUCACCGCUCAAUGACGGAAAAUGCGGCAUUGUCAAAUCAACAUCAGCGAAUGUGCAUUUCAUGCCUCCAAACAAAGUUCCAUCGUUUGGAAAUACAACUGUAUGUCUGACGCUCAUGAUUGCGCAGUUUAAUGAGUCUGCCACUUCAACAGUAUGUCUUAAAUACGAGCAAGGGCAAGAUCUGUACUUGAAGUUCGUGGCGUUUGAUGGAAAUAUUAAAGAUAUGUGUGCAUCUGAAAGCAAUAAGUGUCAGCAUGGUAUUUGUGUUUCGACGGACACAAAUAAAUAUAAAUGUGUCUGCCAUGAUAACUAUGUUGGUGAAAAUUGUGAGACAGAAAGACCUGCGCCGUCGAAAAAUUGCGGAAACUCAAACGGCAAGUGGCGAUUGCACUACAGCACCAACAAAAGGAACUACUGUCAACGAUCAGAUCGGUCCUGCUGGCGUAGCCACUGCAGUAAAUGGUAAUUUUAUGUGUAAUCACAAAUCGUAUAUAUGUUAACUUAAACCAGGUUAUCAUAAUGGCUCAUAUUAGUUGUGUUCAUUUGGUGUUUAACGAAACAUGUUUCUUACCAAAUUACAUGUAUUAAAAUGUAACAGUUAAAUUAUGAUGUUUUUUAUACAUAUUGGAAAACAGUUUUAAGUUGCAAGUUAUAUUUGAUUUUAAAAGAAGUGAAAUUAAAUUUGCAAUUUCUGAAACUUACUACUUUCUUUUUGAUUACAGGGGCAGCAGUAAGUACAUUUAAUACAUUAUCACAGACUAAAAAUUACACUGUAAGGUACAAUAUUAUUUUCAGUAAUAGGUGUAUGGGCAAACUUUAAAGUACCGAAUUUAAUAAGCUGACGUCAAUAAUAUUAAAAUAUAGCAUAACAAGAUAAAGACACAUACGACGGUAUCAGAAGAUAUUAUAUACUUUUUAAUUUUUUGACACUUAAGAACUCAAAGGGCAUAACUGAUACGAACACUGUGUCUGAUGAGGAACCACCGAAAGCUAGCGGAUCCAUUGCGCAGACGGCAGGAAUUGGUGCCGGGGGUCUUGCCGGCGUCUCCGUGGUAGGGGUUGCCAUCUUCAAGAUUAUCUCCAUGAAGAAAAGACAGAGUAACAAGGUGGAGGAUGAAGCAUAGGCAAACUUGCUAAAGACAAUGUUUCGGACACUUCGUUGUUUAACUUAAGAGUACUUAAAGUCGUGUUUAAAACCGGAUAAAACUAUUUGACAGAUGUAUACCUUAUACAUUUAAAUAUGAACAGUAGAUAGUGUAUUAUUGCAUUUUUAAAGUGGCUAUUUAAUUAAUCAUUGAGAAUAAUAGUUUGAUUAAAUAAAAUAGAUUAAAGCGGGUAUAUACGAUUUAGUCAAAUAUUUAUGAAUUUAUAUAAACUGUGUAAAAAACUUAUUAUAUACAUAUUUCAAUAUAAAUUAAAAUAAAAGUUAAGAAGAACAUGUGUCGAAAGUUCGAAAUAAGCCAGAUAUUUAAUUCUGAAAUUGAAAACGGCUGUACAGCCGAAUUCGCCAGCAUGUAUACCAUACAUGUACGAUGUGCAUCUAAACUUAGUUUAACGGUUUAUUUGAAAUUCUGCAACGAUAUCUAUUCAUACGACACACGAACACUAUCUCCGAUCCUAAUACAAAGACGAAUGCUUCGGUUAUUGUAGGAAAAUAUGUACGUCACUAUCGGCUCGGGGCGCUAAUUUGUCUUUGCUGCAUUUUAUAAAAUUCGGCUUUAAUGUACAAUUUUUCUUGCCUAUUUUGUGUUAUUGUAACAUAUUUUAUCAAUAUAUUACAAUUAAACACAUAUAAAAAAUCGUAUAUACCCGCUUUAAACCAGAUUAAAUCAGA
Dreissena polymorpha is the source of this 7714-nucleotide messenger RNA. RefSeq lists its product as uncharacterized. The transcript has 55 exons. Gene Ontology annotation, molecular function: calcium ion binding. The record is from RefSeq and is a predicted model, not a curated record. NCBI's taxonomy places the organism in Eukaryota, Metazoa, Mollusca, Bivalvia, Myida, Dreissenidae. Gene Ontology annotation, biological process: heterophilic cell-cell adhesion; establishment or maintenance of epithelial cell apical/basal polarity. The coding region runs from base 188 to 5305 and encodes 1705 amino acids. Gene Ontology annotation, cellular component: plasma membrane; protein-containing complex.